UUGUAAAUGCAAAAAAAAUAAAUGCUAUUAUUUAUGAUACAUUAAUUUUCUAUUUCUUCUAUAAAUUUUCGUGACUAAUAUAUGAAUUAUUUACUUCCACAUCUCAUCCUAUGGUUUUAUAAUUGUAUAACAUCAGGUGCAAUUACCUUAACAUAUCCUACGAAAGACAUUCAUGCCUUCAGUAUUUUAAACGAUGCAACAGAUAAUAUUGAUACAAUACCGCAAAAGCAAACGAUUCAAGAAUUAUUUAUGAAACAAAAAGACCAUGUGAUUGUUUAUAUAAAUGCUAAUAAAUUGCCAAAUCCCGCGAAACAUAAAUCUUUCGAAAUUUCGAUAUCGCAUCUUCCGCAAAAUGACGUUUAUUCUUCAACGGAUAUCAUUCUAGACUUAACUGAUUCACAAACAGAAUGGUUCCCAACGAAUUACAAGGAAACUAUCUAUUCUGCCAAAAAUGCUACGACCAAUUACAAUCAUUCGCAUUACUUCCGUUCUGCAGCUAAUUCGACGCAUGAUGGUGGAAGAAGUCAGUUUACGAAAUGCUUUUACGAAGGAACGAUCAGGUCCAUCCCCGGUUCUUGGCUCGUCUUGGAUAAUUGUGAUAGGACCUUUCACUUUAAUGGAAUAAUAAACGAUGGCGAGGAUUUCUAUUACAUGCAACCAAUGCAAAGCGAAUCUUCGAAUAUUCUUAGAGUUCCUCAUUUGCUUUCAAAGUACCAAAAGAUUGUCGAAAACGAUACUGCACAUGGAAAUUAUACCAAGAAUUGCGAAAUCGCGAACAACGUAAAACUAGUCAAUUCUCCACCACAAAAUUACAAAACGAGAAGGAAAAGAGAUCUAAUUGUACCUGAAUACCAAGGCCAUUCUCCCUUGGUCAUCGAACUUUAUAUCGUUAAUGAUCAUUCUCAAUACGUCAAAUGGGGAAAAGAUGAGAGGAAAGUAAUCCUGAGAACUCUUCAGAUAUCUCACAUAUUAAAUGCGAUUUUUAAACAGCUGAAUAUAUUGGUAGCACUCGUAGGUACGGAAGUGUGGACCUCUUCCGACAGAAUAACCAUUUUGAGUGACGGAGAUAAAACACUAAAAAAUUUCAACGCCUACCGCCAAAAACACAUACUACCCGUCAUCUCUCACGACAAUGCUCAAUUACUAACAGCGCAUUAUUUCGAUGGAGGCGUGAUUGGCAAGGCUAUCAAAAGACAAAUUUGUGCUUACAGCGACUCCACUGGAGUUGCCAUGGACCACAACAAUUUAGUAGGACCGGUGGCCAGCACGAUGGCUCAUGAGCUUGGCCACAGUCUGGGGAUGGACCAUGACACCGAAAUCUGCGAUUGUCCGGAUCGUGUCUGCGUUAUGACGCCGGCUAGCGGGUCUUUCUUAGCAACGAAAUGGUCUUCUUGUAGUUUACAAUAUCUGAGUUACUCGAUAGCCCGAGGGAUGGAUGCAUGUCUCGGUAAUGUGCCUGCGAAAGUAUUAGAUACUCCUAAAUGCGGAAACGGUUUUUUGGAAUCGGAAGGCGGAGAGGAAUGCGAUUGUGGAUUGCCCGAAUAUUGCCAAAACAAAUGUUGUAAUCCAGUGACUUGCAAACUCAGCGUCAAUUCCAGUUGUGCCACCGGAUCGUGUUGUAAUUUCUUUACUUGUCAGUUGAGACCAGCGGCGAGCGUGUGUAGGCGAGUAAAUGGGGUUUGCGACUUGCCUGAGUUUUGCGAUGGAAAAUCGGAAUUCUGUCCGCGUGACAUUCAUGUACAAGACGCAAUGCCUUGCCCUUCCUCCAAUUCCCUCCUAGACCUUGGGCACCUUGAUCUAAUAGCGAAUAAAAUAGAUUUAGAUAUAGAAACUAAUAGCUCGAACAACGAUAAAUUGCUAGGAGCCAUUGACGAAGAUCCAGACCUGUACACUGAAGUUUAUUCGAAAGGACAUUGUUUUUACGGGCAAUGUCAAUCUUACGCAUCUCAGUGCAAACUUAUUUGGGGAACUUCCGCAAAAAUGGCUGUACCUACUUGUUUCAAACAAAACGCCUUUUCCGAUAAUCCCGCCCGACAAAAGGUGUCAUUAUCCUCUCGUCAAUCUCCCAGCAUUGAAACGAUUGACGCGCGGCACAAAAAUGGUGAUUGCGGAUACGACAUUGUAUCCACUUCUUUCACUUCAUGUCCCAACGAUGAUUACAUGUGCGGGCGUGUGCAUUGUGUGGAUGAGGCAGAAAGGCCGAUUUAUGGGGACACAUCUGGUCGUAAAGAAUGGCACUCUUAUGUCAGAUAUGCCAGUGUCACCAAACCAUUUAAUCUUAGUCCUAGAAUAAAGCGUCAAUCGACACGUUACUGGUCUUGCCAUUCUGUCUUCAUUGAUCUAGGAUCGCAAGUCAAAGAUGCUGGCAUGACUCCUGAUGGCGCGACCUGCGGGCCCGAAAAAGUAUGCGUGAAUAGAUCCUGCAUCCACGAAUCCAAAGUGAACAUCAGGAAAUGCCGGAAGAAUUGCAGUGGUCACGGGAUAUGUAAUAGCGAAAACAAUUGUCAUUGUUACAAGGGGUAUGGCCCUCCUUAUUGCGAUAAACCUGGCAUAGGAGGAAGCAUCAACAGCGGACCCCCAGCGAAUAUCACCAGGAUAAAACCAUUUAUAAAAGCCCUACUUUUGCUCUUUUUGUGUUUCGUUCCUUCGAUAUGUUUAAUGACAUAUUGUGUUUACAAAAUUCGAACUCGUUAUGGCAAUUGCCAUAAAAGACGCACCUACGAUAAAAAUGGCCGCGAUUACGAUGGACCACACACUAUGACCACAUUUGUCAGGAAUGUUUUGACAUAUUUAUUCAAAAACUACAAGUCGAAAAACAAGGAAUACGAUUCGAAAAAUACCGCUGAUAAAUUUAAAAAGCCCGAAAAAUUGGCGAAUUUUAACAAACAAAACUCCUUAACCUCCCAACAUAUUCACCACGUCUUCAUGGAACAAAAAGACAACAAAUUGUUGAAAGAUAUAACUGAUUGGCCUCUAACUGACCGUCCGAGUGCUGGUCCCUAUCCGCUAAGACCGGCUCCUCCUCCACCACCUGCCAUAAUUCCUGAUUCCCCACAACACAAGGGCAGUAAGGAUGCACGAAUUAUGAAGAUGCCUAAAUCGGAAAUGUUUAUCAAUAAAAGUAAGAAGAAAGUGAUGCAAGAUAGUGGCAGUACAAGGUCGAAACGGAGACCUCAACCUCCGCUCCCACCUCCGUCCCCUUCCACCUCUUCCGUCUAUCAAAAUGUAAUUCUACCUCCCAAAAUUAAGGUUCAGCGCCAUGAAUCCUCUGUGAGUCGCAUCGCUCGAAAAUUUGAAGAAGAGGGCGCUAUUGCCUUUCAAAAACCUCGAUAAAAAUUUACAACAUAACUAUUAAGACCAUCGUGCGGAUGGUUCAAAUAUUUUCUUCAUAUGGGAAGCGUUUUUUUUUAUCUUAUAUUUUUU
This is a messenger RNA of Gordionus sp. m RMFG-2023, 3423 nucleotides long. Its product is annotated as disintegrin and metalloproteinase domain-containing protein 12-like. The transcript has 26 exons. The record is from RefSeq and is a predicted model, not a curated record. Lineage: Eukaryota; Metazoa; Nematomorpha; Gordioida; Chordodea; Parachordodidae. Gene Ontology annotation, biological process: membrane protein ectodomain proteolysis. Bases 82 to 3333 code for a protein of 1083 amino acids. Gene Ontology annotation, molecular function: metalloendopeptidase activity.